Messenger RNA from Cooperia oncophora, 1149 nucleotides. Lineage: Eukaryota; Metazoa; Nematoda; Chromadorea; Rhabditida; Trichostrongylidae. The record is from the annotation of a GenBank genome assembly.
AUGCGCAGCGUUAAUGUCACAGAUUCUUUGAGUCAGUGCGAUCUUCAGAAAAAGCCUCGAAGAUUAUUCAGUAUUGGACUGGAAUCUGAAGAAGGAAGCAAGAAGACGGGUAGCAGCAAAACAGCCGCGCAACAAACCAGUGAUGAUGACUCUCGGCCACGCCGUUCAUCCACACGCUUCAAUGAGCAUCCUGAAGCAUAUAUGGAGGAGGCAGCAACAGAGAAGCCUUCCAUGGGUGCAUAUGGCGAGGCGAAUUCAGACGCGUCGAUUGAAAUCACCUAUAACAGUCUGCCUCCUAAACUACACAUGCAGUACCAUCCUGUAGAGGGGACCUCUAAUUCGAUAAACUGUCAUAAUAUGGCCCCAUCUUUCUACAGACAAGGUACCGAUAAAGCGCAAAGCUAUGGUGUGAAUCCAGUGAAUCCUGUCUACGACACUUCUCUGAAUGCAAAUCAGCCGGUUGAGUAUAUUGACGGAGAAGUCACGCCGGAGUCUAGUAUGAGCAACACUGGUCCACCUAUGAACUGCACAUUACUUCAAGGAGCAGCAGAAAGCUCUGCUAUAUAUGCUAAUGCAGUAAACGGCGCUAAUACUUCAGCAACGAUGAGCUGUAACGAAAAUCUCAAUCCUGCAGCUGUUGUGGAUUAUACAGAAGAUACUCCUGUGAUGCCUGUGAGUAUGCCGGCCUUCACACCAGCAGAACUUAUGGGUUGUUCUGACAAGGCUGUAGAGAGAAACGAAGCUAAGUCUGUAGUCGGCUUCUGCGACAAGAAAGACACGGCAGGAGCAACAGUCGUGAACAAAGCGAUUCCGGCGAUGUCUACCGAUGAGGGAAAAGCAUCUCCAAAUAAAAGCUCCUGCAAGCAAAAAACUCCAUCAAAAGCCUUGAGCAAAGGUCCGCCACCUCCAAACUUUAUUCCGUAUAGAAUGAUUGCUGUUGAAAAUGCAAGACUACUGGAGUUAGCUACUAAUGCAUCAUCCAGUGGUAAACCAUCUCUUCCAAAGCCUUCGCCAAAACGUCGUCGUAAAUAUAAAUACGUGGUUGAGAGCGUCCUCGACAAUGUGCCGUAUACGUUCCGUCAGACUGAGUCUGAUGACGACGAAUAUACCGAGAAGAAUAGUCUAUCAGCAAACAGAUCGCAUAACUGA